AUGUUUUCGGGUUCAAAGUUGCGAUUCCUGUGUCGUCGUCUGCAUCAACAUCAACAUCAUCAGAUGAUGGAGAGUAAUUUUCAUCAUCAACAUCAACAAACAAUGCUUCUUCUUCGGAAAUCCAUGGUGAUGAAUAAACCACUCUAUAAUUAUAGUACAAGCACAAUAACAGCCAAUGAAGCUACAACAACCGAGUCGACUCCAACAACCACUACUAAUACACCAACAACAGCAACAACAACUUCAACAACAACAAAUUCUAAUACAAUGAAGUACACAUCAACAGAAAUUAGACUCAUCAAGAAACAAAAAGAAAGAGUUUUGAAAAAGGAAAAGAUUGAUGAAGUAGUUGGGAAACUUUUCAAUAUUAACCAGAAGAAGGAAAUGGGACAAUUUUCAGAAAAUGUUGUGGAUGUAGUAUCGGAGACACCUGCUGUUGAAAAGAAGAAGAGAAAAUCGAAAAAGGCUGAAGCUAAAGAAGCAGCAUCAAAAGCAAUUGUUGAAGAACCAAUCAAGAAGGAAGCCUUUACAAAUCCAGAAAUCGAUUCUCUUGUCGAUAAUAUUCUCACCAUGACCAUUGCAGGACAAGCUAGUUUGGCUGCCUCUGCUGAAGAAGAAGAUGAAUUAAUUUCUCUGUUAAAGACAAAGAGAAGACAAAGAUUCAACACUUUAAAUAGUAAUAAUGGUGUUAAUGUUGGUCCGACAACUUACAAGUCAUCAAUCGACAAGUUUUCACAACAAGAAGUUGAUUUUAAACAAUAUACACAAACCAAGGAAUCUGAAUUGUCUUCACCUCUUGAAAUGUCAGAAGAGGGUGAUGAAGAUAUUAAAACUCCACAAAUUGAUCCAGAGGAUGAGGAUAUUCUUUCUUAUUUACGUGAAUUGAAGGAUAGAACAGUCAAACAAAAGGAAGAAGAAAAGAAAUCAGCAUUGGAAAAUGACAAUGAAUUGGAUGAGGAAGAUAAGAUUGUUGAGAAAGCUUGGCAAGAUAUUGCCUCAAAGCCAGAAAGUGCUGCCAAGACUGUAGAAGCUGAACUUGAUGAACCAGUUUCAAGAUCUUCUAAAUCAUCUUCCAAUAAUUCAAAGAAGGACGAUGUCAUUAUGCAAUUUUUACAAGAUCUCCUCAAAUAA
Messenger RNA from Naegleria gruberi, 1131 nucleotides. RefSeq lists its product as uncharacterized. The transcript has a single exon. The coding region runs from base 1 to 1131 and encodes 376 amino acids. Lineage: Eukaryota; Heterolobosea; Eutetramitea; Acrasida; Naegleriidae. The record is from RefSeq and is a predicted model, not a curated record.